AUGCAGUGAAGAAGUGAAAAGCAUGCUCUCUUGGACAUCAUAAUAGAGCGAAGAACAAGGGAUUGAAGAGCAGAGCUACCAGAGCUUGAUUACCUAGCAUCGUUGUCAUUGCUCCUCGAUCGAGAAUUUGCACAUAAAUACCUACAGCGUCAUAUUGAGAACCCGCCAAACGUUAGAAUGGAACCUUGGAUAAGAACUUUGAGCGAUGUGCAGGUGCAAAACUUUGGCUUCCUAAUUUAUCGGCUCAGCUAUAGCGAAACUGACGAAGAGUGGGCAUCGAAGAAUGAAAGGAUCAUUCAAGAGGUUGAAAAGGUUUUGGAAGAGAUUGUCGGCGGCGAAUGCGUGAAAGAAAGGCAGUGCUACGAUGGAUCGACGGAAGAAAAGUGGAAGUCGAGGAGGGUGACCUGGAAGGGGCCAGAAAGCAUUUUAAUUCGGCCACAAUACCCGAAUCUCCGAACCACAUCCCAAGAGGCCUCACAACUAGAACUGCUAUAGCAGUAACUCCAGCUUCGCUAAAAAGCUUCGACUAUGGUUCAAAAAUGACGACCCAUUCAAAUACUAAAGAGCUUUCUUGAGACUUCUGUCCUUUCAUUCAUGCCAUUGAUCCACAGUAUGAACCGGAGAAGGGGCCAUCGCAGCCCUCAUCAGCAGCUGAAGGAAGACGUACUGAGCCUAGACACGUGUACACCCAAGGCUACAAAGAAUCUAUUCUCUUACCUCUUCAUAUUAUUUACACGGAUCCCUACGCUCUGCGCUCUGGUUCCAGCCAGGUACCGAUGGUUAAUAUGGAGGAAAUGUGGGCGAUUGCUACGAAGCAUCCUUGGGGUCUUUAUACCGCACCCACAACGGGCGAAACAAGGAGAGAGUGGCGACAGAUGAAGGAGUUAGCUGGAUUCACAAUCAAGUAUGCUAAAGAUUCAAUUAGUGGAAAUAUUUCCAGCAAUUCCUGA
This is a messenger RNA of Hymenoscyphus albidus, 950 nucleotides long. NCBI's taxonomy places the organism in Eukaryota, Fungi, Ascomycota, Leotiomycetes, Helotiales, Helotiaceae. The record is from the annotation of a GenBank genome assembly.